UAUAUAUAUGUGUGUGUGAUAUUGAGGGAGCUCUGAUCUACCAGAGAAAUAGUAAUAAUUGAGGCCAUGUCAAAAAUUUCUGGUCCUAGUGGUCCAGAAGAGAUAGAAGAGAAGAGAGUAACAAAGGAAGAAAAAAUCAAAUCUGCUAAAACUGAGAUGGGUGAGGUGAAGGAAGAAAAUGAGAGAUUGAAGAUGAUGCUGGAAAGAGUAGAAAAGGACUACCACUCCCUUCAACUCCGUUUCUUUGACAUCCAUCACGAAGAUGUUUCAAAGAAAGGUUUAGCUGAUUCUUCUUCUUGCCAUGAUCAUGAAACUGAAGAGCUUGUGUCACUUUGCCUUGGAAGGAGUCCAAUGGUGCCUAAGAAGGAAGCAAGAAUUGGAAACUCCAACAAACUAAAAGAAGAUGUUGGACCCAACCUUACACUUGGAUUAGACUCCAAACACCUUUUGUCAAUGGAGGUUGUGUCUGAUUUUAGUCCCAUGAACAGCUCCGAACAACCAAAGGAAGCGGAAGAAGAGGUAACAUUGUCAACAAAUCAAUCAGCAAAAGUGAUAAAUGCAAAUGAUGACAUGUCAGAUCAAAUGCCAGCCAAGAGAGCCAGGGUAUCUGUGAGAGCUAGAUGUGAUACUCCCACGAUGAAUGAUGGAUGCCAGUGGAGGAAAUAUGGACAGAAGAUAGCAAAGAGGAAUCCUUGUCCAAGGGCAUACUAUCGUUGCACAGUUGCACCAACUUGCCCAGUCAGGAGGCAGGUGCAAAGGUGUGCUGAGGACUUGUCCAUCUUAAUCACCACAUAUGAAGGAACUCAUAACCACCCUCUUCCAGUUUCAGCCACAGCCAUGGCUUCAACCACUUCAGCUGCUGCUUCCAUGCUGUUGUCAGGUUCUUCAACAUCUCACCACCCAACAAACCACAAUUCUGCAUCUUUUGGAAAUGCUCCUACCACACUACAAAGUGGUCUGAGUUUCAGUCACCAGUUUGAUGAAUCAAGAACCAAACAAGUUUUCUCACCCCCAAACCAUGCUUCACUACACAUGUUCCCAACAAUCACUCUAGACAUGACUUAUUCAGCUUCUAAUUCCUCCUCAUUAACUCAAUUCCAGCAUCGUUUACCUUCAACAAUGGCAUCAAUUUCAAACUUAAAAUUUUCUCCAGCUAGUCUCAGCUGUUCACAAGAUAAUAACUUCAUAACCUCCAUUUGGAGUAAGGGGGGUGACACUACAACACCACCAAUAAUUGACAAAAUCCCCACUAGGCCAGUUAUCAAGGGAAAUCCAUAUUUCCAAGAAAAUUUCUACCAGCAAAGCAUAACAAACCAAACUCCUUUCAAAGAAGCUUUGGCAGAAACAAUAACCAAAGCAAUCAGCACAGACCCGAGUCUUCGUUCAGUAAUAGCUGCUGCAGUUUCAUCAAUAGUGGGGAUUGGAUCAAACAGUGGGAACCAAGAAGGAGCAGAGAAUGUUCUUGGUUCAGGGUUGAACUUAAAACUUGGGGAUCAUCUUCAAUUGGCUUCAUCCAAUCCCUUGAACCAAAAUGGGAAAGGGUGCUUAACAGGCUACUUCAAAAGUUUGUCCUCUAAGAAUUCCGAGGCAGGAAACUUCAUUUUUCUCCAACCACCAUUGCCAUUUUCUUUCUCCAAGAGUGGCACAAAUCAGCUCAACCAUUAUGUUCCAGAAAUGAACACACAUCAUUAGCUUUCUCUUCCUCUUUGACGUGGCUAAGGUUGAAGAUCCUAUUAUUUCAUGUCAAAAUAUAUAGUACCCCACAAAUAAUAGAUUUAGAACAAAAAGAACCGCUAAGCUAGCUAUAAAUUAAUGUUGUCUCCCCCUACAAUCUAGUUAUUCAAUUCCAUUUUUGUAACACUCGAGCAACUGCUCAGUGUCUAUAGAGUAUAGACAAUCUAUUACAGAAAUUACUACAAAAGCCUAGUACUAUAAAUUUGAUGCUUCAGAUUGCUGUAAAAUCAACGGACUAUACAACGCAGUUUGCAAGGCAUACAUGCAUGCCUAUUUUCA
Messenger RNA from Glycine soja, 2013 nucleotides. Its product is annotated as probable WRKY transcription factor 72. The record is from RefSeq and is a predicted model, not a curated record. Gene Ontology annotation, molecular function: DNA-binding transcription factor activity; sequence-specific DNA binding. Bases 67 to 1692 code for a protein of 541 amino acids. Gene Ontology annotation, biological process: regulation of DNA-templated transcription. Lineage: Eukaryota; Viridiplantae; Streptophyta; Magnoliopsida; Fabales; Fabaceae. The transcript is spliced from 4 exons.